This is a messenger RNA of Galdieria sulphuraria, 1122 nucleotides long. RefSeq lists its product as uncharacterized. The coding region runs from base 403 to 735 and encodes 110 amino acids. NCBI's taxonomy places the organism in Eukaryota, Rhodophyta, Bangiophyceae, Galdieriales, Galdieriaceae. The record is from RefSeq and is a predicted model, not a curated record. The transcript has 4 exons.
ACCUUUUGUCAGUUUUUUGUUGUAGCCUUGUCCUCUCUAUACUUUCCAACUCUAGUGUUGGAUAUAAGAUUAUUUCUUCUUUGCAGUUCACAGUGGUACAAAGACUAUUCCUUGAGCCUAUUUUGCGUAGAAGGAAAGGCUAUGGUUCUUACACAGAAAGCCAACAGAAUUAUUUCUACUGAAACUGGAAAACGACCAUUUUACACAUUGUGUGAAGCAGUUUUCCAAGGUUUUGAGAGGCUAACAAAGGAAGAUUCUGAGAACGAGAACGAGUCAAAAACUGGUUGUAGCAAAACCGUUCUUGAUUUGUAAUCAAAAUAGCGUCACAAGUAUUUUGAAAUUUACCUUGCAGAGACAAGAUUGAUCAAACUCAACUCUUUGAAAAGGCACAGUGUCGAUACCAUGCAAGAUACUAUACCUCCAUCCAAUUGGAAAUUACACAAUAGUUUAAAAGGGGCCAGUGUUGUUAAGGCUUUGAACUUGUUGGACAAGUGGACUUCUAUUAUCUACGUUUCUUUUUUAAGCCUUGCAGUUCAUUCCUUUAUAAAAAUCCAUCGAGUCGUCUUGAGCUCUGAGUUCCGGAUAGACUGUAGUAUCUUUUUGAUAUGUACAACAUUGACUAUCUAUUUGAAUUUUACAUACUUUAUGCAAGACUUGUUGUUAUUUCACUUCUGGUCUUGUAUGGAAAUCUGUGAGCUGUAUUGUCAAGAAAAGAGCAAAGACAAAGGAGUUUAAGCUGUUGUUGAGUUUAACUACAUUACUCAAUUAGUUGUCUCGCAAGUUCAUUUAGAUUUAGUUUUUACUGAUAAUUGUUACAGAGCAUUUUUGCGUAUUUAUUAGCAGUUGACAGUCUAGUCUUGUAGUCGGUCGUUGAGAAUCAGUCUUGGGUUCAUAUUUCAAAGAUGUUUUUCAAGAAACCAGUUAAACACUUAGUUGAGUGUUUUGGUCAGUAUAAAGAGUUACUUUCCGUAUGAUAGUUUUUGUCUUUUAUGUGACUCUUUUCAAGAUGGAAAACUUGGUCUGUAACUCUGCAACAGGUUUUAUAGUGUAAACGAACGAUAUUCGCACUCUUUGUAAAAUUCAUUCCUUUUCCAGAAUAGCAAAGGAAAGUCUCGAGAACAU